GGGUCUGGCCGCUGUUGGGGCUCUGCGUUGUUUUGGAACAAGUUCCAGAAGGGAGGCCGCUGCUGGGGGUCGGAGAGUCGCCAGCCUGCGCGCACUGGGGGCUACACCGGGCGCGACUCGACGUCGCCGCUGUUGGUCCUGUGCCCUCUCUCCUCCCCAGGGAACCGCCUCGGAUCUCCGCCAUGGCGUCCACCUCGCCCAACCUCCAGAAAGCGAUAGAUCUUGCUAGCAAAGCAGCCCAAGAAGACAAAGCUGGAAACUAUGAGGAAGCCUUUCAACUCUACCAACAUGCUGUGCAGUAUUUUCUCCACGUAGUUAAAUAUGAAGCACAGGGUGAUAAGGCCAAGCAGAGUAUCAGGGCAAAGUGUACAGAAUAUCUUGAUAGAGCAGAAAAGCUAAAGGAAUACCUGAAAAAGAAAGAGAAAAAACCACAGAAGCCAGUGAAAGAGGGGCAGCCGAGUCCAGCCGAUGAGAAGGGGAAUGACAGUGAUGGGGAAGGAGAAUCUGAUGAUCCUGAAGCAAAGAAACUACAGAAUCAACUUCAAGGUGCCAUUAUUAUGGAGCGACCUGAUGUGAAAUGGAGCGAUGUUGCUGGUCUUGAAGGAGCCAAAGAAGCACUUAAAGAGGCUGUGAUAUUGCCUAUUAAAUUUCCUCAUCUUUUUACGGGCAAGAGAACACCUUGGCGGGGAAUCCUCUUAUUUGGGCCACCUGGAACAGGAAAGUCCUAUUUAGCCAAAGCUGUAGCCACAGAAGCAAACAACUCAACAUUCUUUUCAAUACAUUCCUCCCACCUUGUUUCCAAAUGGCUAGGUGAAAGUGAAAAGCUAGUUAAGAACUUAUUCCAACUUGCCAGAGAGAAUAAACCUUCCAUUAUCUUCAUCGAUGAGAUCGAUUCUCUCUGUGGCUCAAGGAGUGAAAAUGAAAGCGAGGCCGCACGUAGAAUUAAGACGGAGUUCCUAGUUCAAAUGCAAGGUGUUGGUGUGGACAAUGAGGGGAUUUUGGUUCUGGGAGCUACAAAUAUACCCUGGGUUCUGGAUUCUGCCAUUAGGCGAAGAUUUGAGAAACGAAUUUAUAUUCCUCUGCCUGAGGCCCAUGCGCGAGCUGCAAUGUUUAAACUGCACUUGGGUACUACUCAGAACACUCUAACAGAAACAGACUUCAGAGAGCUCGGCAAGAAAACUGAGGGUUACUCAGGGGCAGACAUAAGUGUCAUUGUGCGGGAUGCACUUAUGCAGCCUGUGAGAAAAGUACAGUCGGCCACUCAUUUUAAAAAGGUUCGAGGACCUUCACGAGCUGAUCCUAACAACAUAGUGGAUGAUCUGUUAACGCCCUGUUCUCCCGGGGACCCUGGUGCCGUUGAGAUGACAUGGGUGGAUGUCCCUGGGGACAAACUUUUGGAGCCAAUUGUUUCCAUGGCGGAUAUGUUACGGUCACUAUCUAGCACAAAACCCACAGUCAAUGAACAUGACUUGCUGAAAUUAAAGAAGUUUUCUGAAGAUUUUGGCCAAGAAGGCUAAACCAAAGAUGAGGAAGACGUUUACCAUGAGUGUUCUUUCUGACAGGCAUUUUUGCCUUUCUUGGACAGCAUUCAGAUUAUUUCCAGUAAAACACUUUUAUCACAGGGAAACAUAGAUCUCACUUCAGCGUUCCUCUAUGUUUUACAUGUAUUUUUGUUCUAUUACCAAUUAAAUGCUCUUAUUAACAAAAAUUAUGAAAUAAUGGGCUCUGAGGAAAUGAGUGAUACAUGAAUGGCAAAACAGAAGUUACCCAGUAAAAAAAAUGGUUAAAAUUGAUUGAAAUACAAAUAUUUUAAAUUCUUAUGAAUAGUGGUCUUUGUAAAGAACAUUUAUCUUUUUUUACUGUAAUGAAAUAGGGCUUAUUUCAUAUUUUGUAAAAAUUCUUAAGCAGCAUUUUCAUCAAUGUAAAUUUAUUUACUGUGUUAAAAAUUUUUAAUGAUAGAACCUUUACUCUCAGGGAUGGGUAAUAAAACAGCAAAGUUCACUGUGAUUGGGCUUGGAAGAUUUUGAAUUAUGUUCUGGCCAAGGUUCGUGGAUUUUUUUUUUUGGUAGGUUGAUGUUUUUCUUCAUGUAGAUUUAAAUAAUUUCUUUAAAAGCUGCAAGCUUUUGUAUUAACUAAAUAACACCUUUCACUGUGCAAUGUCAAGAAAAAGACUUCCUAAAUUAGGUACUGUCUUUAUCUUGAAGGAGAAAAUUAUUUCAAAUGUGGCUUUUUGUAGCAAGACUAACCUAAACCAGCAGUAAAUAAAUAAUGUCCUUUUAAAAUAAUUCUGCCAUAAAAUACUGGAAUGGGAACCUGUGCUAAAAGGAAUGGCUUCCCUUUGGAUUAUGGGAAGUGUCUUGUGUGUGAUGUUGGUGUGUCUGUGUACAUACAUACAUAUAUAUAUAUAUAAUUUUUUUAAUAUAGGGUAGCAAGGGUCUUUUACCGUUUUAAGUUCAGGGAACUGUGUCCUGGCCCCACAUGUUGUCAGUAUGAUGUUUUGUGAAGCUUUAGAAAUAAACUGAUGUCUCAUUCAAUAAUAAAAUUCAGACAUGACACUAUGUUAUUUUAAUAUUUUCAAAUAAAAAAUCGGGGGGGUAUACACUUUUGCACCAACACUAAGUUGUGCCUUGUACAUUUGCACUGGCUAUACAUGCAAAGGAUUAUUAAGUUAGCUACAAUGAGGUAGAUGCCUUUAUUACUAUAAAGCUCUACCUUGCAAAUGCUAUGGAAUGACUUGCAUUUUAAAGUAUAUUUGCACAUUUACAUAUGCUAUAUGGUUGCCUUAGGGUUCUUUGUACAGAUUGUUUUUUUCAUAUUAAAUGGAAAUCGUAGGCCUAAAACAUGCUGUUCUUAUGUGAAGUAAAUUGAUAUAACCUAGUAUUGUGUAUAUUCUGUAUAUGCUUCUUUAUUUUGGGGUCUUCUGUAUAGGAAAAAAUAUUAUCUACAUUGAUUAGAUACAAAAAAUAACUUAAAACUAUUAAAUCUGUUUGAGUUUCUGCUU
This is a messenger RNA of Miniopterus natalensis, 3001 nucleotides long. It is a transcript of the gene VPS4B, whose product is annotated as vacuolar protein sorting 4 homolog B. Gene Ontology annotation, biological process: vacuole organization; endosomal transport. NCBI's taxonomy places the organism in Eukaryota, Metazoa, Chordata, Mammalia, Chiroptera, Miniopteridae. The record is from RefSeq and is a predicted model, not a curated record. Gene Ontology annotation, molecular function: ATP hydrolysis activity; ATP binding.